GGAUCUCUCUCAGCGAACAUGAGAAGACAUAACUGAGUGGACAUUCACCCCGGACGCCUGGACAACUGAUGAUCUGCAGAGGACCACUCUGAGAUUUUUUUUGCACAUUUCUACACACAUACAGCUCUACUCAGCACCAUGACCAGGAAGGUGUUCACGAACACGAGGGAGCGCUGGCGCCAGCACAACGUCAACACUGCCUUCGCCGAGCUCCGUAAACUAAUCCCCACCCAUCCUCCGGAGAAGAAGCUGAGCAAGAACGAGAUCCUGCGUCUGGCCAUGCGCUACAUCAACUUCCUGGUACAGCUGCUGGAGAGCCAGAGCGGUCAGCCGGCCAGCCACUCCCCCACCGCGCUGCUCACCUUCCUCAGAGGAAACAUGGAGCAACUGCACUCCCCUCCACACCCCUGGGCCAUGACCAGUGACACAGAAGUCCCGUCACCUGGAUCCAGCUGCGACAGCUCAGAGGCCUGGUAGAACCACAGCCACAAAAUACAAAAAUAAAAACCUCUUGAGCGGACCCCUUAUCCUGGGUUUAAAAACUGAUUUUGUCCUUCCUCAAGACUCAUUUUUGUCUCUGCAUUUGUCACCUGUGUGUGACGCGUGUUCAAUGCAGAAGCUGCGAUAUGCGGCAGAACAUGUGGGCACAGCCUCCAUGCUGAUCAGUGUUGAAAUAUAAUUUGCGGGUGAAAUUAAAUUUGUAUUUUGCAUGGAUGUGUAAAACCUGGAUGUACAAUAUUCCCAUCAUGUCUUCAUGUUAAUAUUCCUUGUUGCCGGCCGCCUGGAACUAAUUUAGUUUUGCAGUGAGAGGGUGUUUUUGCCGAUGAGGAAAAUGGAGGGGGAUUAAGGAAUUUCUCAUUUCAAGCGAUAGAUUCAGGAAAGCAUUUGAAUAGAUAAUGGCUCAGCCAAUUCUCCAGACUGCAAUCGUCUCAAAAUAGCCAAGGGCACUUUUUUUAUCGACAUGCUGUUUCUUUUUUUUCUCGAGAAGACAAAAUCUGACCUUUACUUUUAUUUAUCAAGGUUAUGUGACUUCAGAAGAAUUUGUUUUGAGAAAGACUUUUCCUGUUUCUCGCCUCUUUUUAAACAACAAUGUUCAGUAUUUGUUGAUUUCUGACUAUUGAGGAUUGGGCUGAGGAAUUUUGGUAAAACUGACAAUCCUCUUUCAGUAAUUACACGCUUCACCACACAAACAUCUUAUUUGAAUGUGUUUUCAUUUGAGUUUCUGUAAAACAUGCAUGUCAUAUAGCCAAAGAAUAUGAAUUGAUUGUCUGCUGUUAAGAGUGUGCUAAUUAUCUUCUGAUACCUCUUUUGUAACUUAUUUUGGUUUGCUUGUGAA
Molecule: messenger RNA, 1336 nt
Organism: Morone saxatilis (striped sea-bass)
Lineage: Eukaryota; Metazoa; Chordata; Actinopteri; Moronidae
Gene: tal2
Product: T-cell acute lymphocytic leukemia 2
Exons: 2
Coding region: 139-477 (112 amino acids)
Biological process (GO): regulation of transcription by RNA polymerase II
Molecular function (GO): RNA polymerase II cis-regulatory region sequence-specific DNA binding; protein dimerization activity; DNA-binding transcription factor activity, RNA polymerase II-specific
Source: RefSeq, a predicted model, not a curated record